AUAUCAGGUUUAAACACAUUACCAGUUCGUCCUGUCAGAAGUCACAGAGUCAUUAAAUGAUUGUUUGGGUGCAGCUUUGUGUUGAUCUGCCUCACCCACUAACAUCACAUCAUCACCACUCCUCUGAGAUCAUCAUCCAGAAACACACACACAUACUGUACACUGUAAACCUCUUUAUUUCCCACAUCACGGAGGAAUGAUUCACAUUAAAACACUUCAGGGAAUCCUAUCUGGUCAAUGUUCGAGGAAUUUUUUCCAAACCCUGCAGAAGUAGCACAUUUACGUGCAUAAAGCAGGGACAAUGAGUACAGGGAAGCCGAGUGGUAUUAAACCACCCACCAAGAUCGGAAAACCAGCGGUGCCGACCAAAACCUCACCCACUGCAGCUGGCCCCAAAGCGGCGACGUCUCCAACCUCCAAUACUGCUCAAGAAGUAGCGCCAGACUUCUCUGUCGGGGAAAGAGUUUGGGUCAAUGGCAACAAACCAGGCCAAGUGCAGUUCAUUGGAGGGACGCAGUUCGCACCGGGUCAAUGGGCAGGUAUCGUUCUGGACGAACCCAUCGGUAAGAAUGACGGUUCUGUGUCCGGAAUCCGCUACUUUCACUGCGAAGACCUGCGAGGAAUAUUCACUCGACCUUCCAAACUGUCCCGCACUCCCGUGGCGGAGCGCGAUGCCAAUGGCGAGCAGGCAUCAGCCAGCAAGACCUCCACAAGUCAAGCGACUAACCAGACCUCCGCAAGUCAGGCGACUAACCAGACAUCCACCAGCCAGACCUCUCCUGCCAAAGCUGUUCAAGACACUCAAACUACUAAUGCAACCACGACCACUAAGACCUCAACAAACCUAACCAGGGCCGCCAGCGGCUCCACCUCCAAUCUGUCCGAAACCGAUUCAGCUAAGAAGUUACAACGGGAACUUAAAUUGGGUGAUCGCGUGCUGGUCGGAGGAACUAAAGCAGGUGUUGUGCGUUUUUUGGGUGAAACUGACUUUGCUAAAGGCGAAUGGUGUGGCGUUGAAUUGGAUGAGCCGCUUGGGAAGAAUGAUGGGGGAGUGGCGGGUGUGAGGUAUUUUCAGUGUCUGCCGAGGUAUGGCCUAUUCGCUCCCACGCACAAAGUGACCCGCAUCGGCUUUCCAUCCACAACACCGGCAAAAUCCAAAAGUUCGAGACGUAGGUCGACCCUAAAGCACAGCCCCAGCGCCUCCUCCGUGAGCUCCCUCAGCUCCGUGGCCUCCUCAGUCGGAGGCAAACCCAGCCGAGCAGGCCUGCUUACAGAAACGUCAGCACGUUAUGCGCGGAAGAUCUCGGGCACCACAGCACUUCAGGAGGCGCUGAAGGAGAAGCAGCAACACAUUGAGCAACUUCUGGCCGAGCGUGACAUGGAGAGGACGGAGGUGGCCAGAGCCACCAGCCACGCUGGAGAAGUUCAGCAGGAGCUGGCGCUGCUCAGGCAGGUUCAGGAACAGUAUACCCUUGAGAUGGAAGCCAAGAUGGACCAGUUGCGCAGACUCGUGGAAACUGCAGACAGAGAUAAAGUGGAGCUGAUGAAUCAACUGGAGGAGGAGAAAAGAAAAGUGGAGGACCUGCAGUUUCGUGUAGAGGAAGCUUGCAUUACCAAAGGUGACCUGGAGACGCAGACCAAACUGGAGCAUGCUCACAUUAAGGAACUUGAACAGAGUCUUCUCUUUGAAAAGACCAAAGCAGAUAAACUCCAGAGAGAGUUAGAGGACACUAGGGUGGCCACGGUGUCCGAGCGGUCCAGGAUCAUGGAGCUGGAGAAGGAGGUGGCAGAUCUUCAGCUUCAGUUGAGAACUUUAAGAGCUGAGACCUCUAGAUCCGCCUCACCUCCAUUACAGGACAAGAAGAUCAAAGAUUUGAACAGUGAGCUAGAAAACAGACAGAAAGAAGUGCUUCUGUUCCAGCAGAAACUCAUCUCUUCCGAGCAGGAGAAGACCUCGCUUCAGCAACAGCUACAGGACCUGAAACAAAAGCUUGAUGCAGUGUCAGAGGAAAAUAAUAAAGCUACACAAGCCAUGCAAGAGAUGGAGAGGAACGUUAAAGCGGAUAAAGAGAAGUUGGAUCAGGUGUCCAGGGAAAAGACGGAGCUGGAGACGGAGGCGGCAGCCCGACAGCAGCGGGAGAAAGUGGAGUGUGAGGAGAGAGAGCGUCAGAUGAAGGAACUGGAGGAGAAGUUGGGCCGAACCGAGAGAGAGCUGAGCAGAACCGCAGAUCUGGAACGGCAGGUUGCUGAACUGCAGGCCUACAAGGACCAAACACAGUCUAUAGAGGAGCUGGAUCUCCUGAAACAGACAAACAAGGAGCUUCAGACAGAGGUUGAAGCCCUAAAGCAGCAAAACUCUCAGUAUCAGGAAAAGUUGGGUGCAGAGACGCAACGCAUCGGAAACCUCUGCAAAGAAAUUGCGGAGCUAAAGCUGUCAGCCAAUCAGAAGUCUCAGAGGCAGGUGUCGCUCCAGGAUGAGAAUGGGAAGUUGGCUCCAGACCUGAACGUCAGCCGGCAGGACGUCCACAUGCAGCAGAAGCGUAAGGAUGAACCUCUGACAAGCCAGCUGGAGAUUACAGAGAGGGAAAACUCCAAUAUGCCGUUGUCAGAUAAAGACAAAGAACUAGAGACGUUACGAAAUGAGAUUGCAAUGUUGCGUGGGGAAAAUGCCACGGCCAAAACUCUCCAGUCAGCUGUAAAAUCUCUGGAAAGAGACAAAUCCCAGCUGCAGAGUCGAGUGAACAGCCUGGAGCAGAAACUGGAGGGACGACCGAGUGAAAUCGGACAGGAGAUAACAUCAGGUGAUGCUGCUAUUGACCGGCUAAGAGAAGAGAAAGAGUUUGCUGAGGGACAGAUCAACUUUCUGAACUCGGUCAUUGUGGAUCUCCAGAGGAAGAAUGAGGAACUGAAGGUGAAGCUAAAGAAAAUAGCGUUGACUGAAUUCAACGGAAACGAUGAAGACGAUGGUCUUGGUGAGGUCAAAAAGAAGAAGAAAGCUCCCCCACGUGUUUUCUGCGACAUCUGCGACUGCUUCGACCUGCACGACACAGAGGACUGUCCCACCCAGACGCAGUCCCCAGACUCCCCUCCUCACACCAGCUACCGCGGGAGCCGCAGCGGUGAACGACCGUACUGUGACAUCUGUGAGGCGUUCGGUCACUGGACAGAUUCUUGCAACGAUGACCAAACCUUCUGAACCUACCUUCAAUCCUCUGCCUGGGUGCAGGCAAUGCACAGACCGCUUUCGAACAGAUUACUUAAUAUUUUUAUAUACACUAUAUAUACAUUCAAACCUCUUGUACAUUCCCUUAAAAGUAUCCGUACGAAUGAAGGCUAAGAUGUGCUGCAUUAAUGUUAUUCGAAGGUCUUAAUGACAAAAGAUAUCUCGGUGUUGUUAAUGCUGUUCUGUUUUUUUACUAUUGUGUACACUGCAAAAAAAUACUUUUGUCUUGUUAUUAGUAAAAAUAUCUAAAAAUUCUUAAAUUAAGAUGUUUUUUCUUGAUGGGCAAAACGACCCAAGAAAAUAAGUCUGGUUUUUAGACCAAAAACAUCAAAUUUAAGUGAAUCUGCCAAUGGGGUAAGCAAAUUUUUCUUGAUUUUUUUCUUGAAUUUAGUGUUUAAGAAAAAUGUUCAAGAUUUUUUGCUUUCCCAUAUCCCAUUGGCAGAUUUUUCACUUUUAAGUCACUUAAAUUUGAUAUUUUUGGUCUAAAAACUAGACUUAUUUUCAUGGGUCGUUUUGCUCAUCAAGAAAAAACAUCUUAUUUUAAACAUUUUUACUGAAAACAAGACAAAAAUACUAAGAUUUUUUUUUUUUGAAAAUGAUUUUUAAAAAUAACUUUCUUAGUAUUUUUGUCUUUUUUUAAAUCAAAAUGUAUAAAAUAUAAAUUUAAGUGAAUUUGUGCUUAAAACAAGCAAAAAAAUCUGCCAAAAUUUUCUUACAUUUUUCACUUGAAUUAAGUUAAGAUUUUUCUGCUUAUUUUAAGCAGAAAUUCCAUUAAAUUUGGUGUUGUUGUUUUUUGUGUGUCUAAAAACUAGAUAUAUUUUCUUAGGUCAUUUUGCUCAUCAAAAUGCAUCUUAAUUUAAGAAUGUUUAGAUAUUUGUACUGAAACAAAACAAAAAUACUAAGUAAGAAAGUCAUUUUUUGCAGUGUGGAUUGAUCUGUUGAUGAAUUACCAGCAGGAAAAUCGGAAAAUGCAAUUUCUUUCCUACUUUCAAUUAAUUUUCAAGUCCUGGCACAAACUCGUGCAAUUUGGUUGAGCCGAAAAUUUAACAUUAGAUAACAUUCAAACAAACAGAGCAAUUUAUUUUAUUUUUAUUUUGGUUUAGUGUAAAAAAUGUCUUAAGGAGAUAAUAACACCACCCUCAUGUUGUUCAAACCCAUAUGACUACGCGUCUACACCGGCCGCGAGCAUGGUACCGCAUGUUGGGUUUUGUUGUUUUUUGUUGCAUUGCGUCUUGUGUAGACCCGAUGUGAAUUGCAUUCUGGUUAUUUGAUGCAUAUUUGGGCAAAUGUAAUGGAUCAUCAGGGAUUCUAUGCAUACAGUAUUUGCAAAAUAUGCACAAUAUAAUAAUUAUUAAUAGAUUUUAAGAGUACACUGCAAAAAAUGAUUUUUAAGAAAAAAUAUCAAAUUUAAGUGAUUUUGUGCAUAAAACAAGCAAAAAAAUGCCAAUGUGGUAUUUUUACUGAAAACAAGACAAAAAUACUAAGAAACUUUUUUCUUGAAAAUAUUUUUUUGCAGUGUAGUAUGGCAGGUCAGCCGACUUAUAGUUGUUUCUGGAUUCAUCUAAUAGGGGAUAUUUGAAUAGGAAACAAUUACGCACUUCAGCUUUAAGAACUCAAAGUGGAAUGCUAUACAAAAACAUUAUAAAAACCUGUGCACCAAACAAAGAUAAAGCUAAACACUUUUAACUUAAUGCACUAUUCACUUUAAACAUAUACAGCACACGAGCUGCCGUUCAAUGAAAAUAAGUUAUUACAUUUUACUGUCAAAGGUCAGAUAUGUAAUCAUGAUAUUGUUACAUAAAUGGCCUGUUGUGUACUAUUUGUAUGUUAUUUCUAGUAUUUUUGGCCUAUUCACACCAAGUUUUGCAUACGAUUUUAGGAUUAAAUAUUUUUAUGGAUUCUAGAUUAAUUUUAAUUUGUUUGCAUGCUGAAUAAUUACUUGAGGUUGUCUAACGAAAAUUUAUCACCAGACUAUUAAAUUUGGAUGCAAAAAUAAUGAAUAUUUUAUACCUCUGUGUAGUAGAGUGACUUCAGAUUUGGUGUGAACAGGCCUUUACUAUAGCACAACUUUAAAGCACAUGAUCAUAUUGUAUCUAUUCAUAUUUAUGUAUUAUUAACAAAGUUUAUUAACAACCUAAUAAACUGCAAGAGUUAGAAUAGCUGAAUUGCAAUGAAGUUGUGCACAAAACUCUGUAAUUAUGAAUAUUAUCAUUUUGUUAAAAUUAAUUUGAUCAAAAAUUGCAUUCACUACAAAUUCAGAUCUGUUUUUACUAAAAUAUUGUGACGGUCUAACUAUUGUAAUUGCUUUAUGUACUGUAUUUUCCAAUGCACUUAAUACAAUAUCUUCUGGUGUCA
This is a messenger RNA of Misgurnus anguillicaudatus (oriental weatherfish), 5578 nucleotides long. RefSeq names its product CAP-GLY domain containing linker protein 1b (gene clip1b). Gene Ontology annotation, biological process: cytoplasmic microtubule organization; positive regulation of microtubule polymerization. Gene Ontology annotation, cellular component: nucleus; cell cortex; microtubule plus-end. Lineage: Eukaryota; Metazoa; Chordata; Actinopteri; Cypriniformes; Cobitidae. Gene Ontology annotation, molecular function: microtubule plus-end binding. The record is from RefSeq and is a predicted model, not a curated record.